This is a messenger RNA of Poeciliopsis prolifica (blackstripe livebearer), 776 nucleotides long. RefSeq names its product chemokine (C-C motif) ligand 25b (gene ccl25b). Gene Ontology annotation, molecular function: CCR chemokine receptor binding; chemokine activity. Bases 152 to 454 code for a protein of 100 amino acids. Gene Ontology annotation, cellular component: extracellular region. The record is from RefSeq and is a predicted model, not a curated record. Gene Ontology annotation, biological process: cellular response to tumor necrosis factor; chemokine-mediated signaling pathway; immune response. The transcript has 5 exons. Lineage: Eukaryota; Metazoa; Chordata; Actinopteri; Cyprinodontiformes; Poeciliidae.
GUAAAGACUGAGCAAGGAGGAAGGCAGACUAUAAGAAUACGGACUCAAAGCAAACUGGGUCAGAGCAACCCUUUUUUCUUUCAAGACAUCGUGUGGAGUCCUGAAUGUGAGCACCAAACCACAAGCAGCAACAGCAAGAACCGCAGCAACCAUGAAGUUUCAAGCUUUUGCCAUCCUUCUGCUUUUCACCUGCAUGUACCUGAGUGUGGCGCAAGGCUCCUACGACAACUGCUGCCUCGGCUAUGUCAAAAUGAUUGGAAAACGUGCAAUGAACAACAUCGAGAGCUACAAGAUACAGGAAACAGAUGGCGAUUGCAACAUCAGAGCGAUUGUGUUUACGAUGAAAAGGAGGCGCGAUGGCAAACAGAGAACCCUUUGUGUCAAUCCCACUGAGCCCUGGGUGGCUGCGCAGAUGAGCGUUGUGGAUAAAAAAAAGCUGAAAAAGAGUUCUUAAAGGAAAGGAGAGAGAAAAGGGGUCACUUCACCUCCCUGUCAGGCGUCAUUUGUCAUCUUUAAUCACAUGGAUUGUGUUUCCUUAUUUUUAUAUUUCCUGUGGCUGAGAGUGAAUAUAAAACAUGUAAGCAGUCCUUUAUACCACUGUCAUAGUUUAUCAUGAACGUUAUAGCCAGUAUCAACAAUUUCAUUUAUAUGAGCCAUUACUAACGAUGGCUUCUCUAUGAUGUGUAGAACCUGCUAAGAAUGAGCCACUCUUCGGCAGCUUUAAAAUGUGAUUAAAUCUGUGAAAAAAAAAAAGGAACACCUUUGUGAUAAGCUGA